GCGGUGGGCGGCAGAGGGAGGGCAGCCCGGCCGCGCACCGGCUCUCGGGGUGGGGUGGGGGGGGGUGACCGGCCCCGCCGCCCCCGCGCACCAUGGCCGGGCUCCUGCCGCUGCUCCUGCUCCUGCUCCCGGCGGGACCCGCCUGGGGCGCCAAGGACAAGUGCCCCACCAAGAUGUACACGACGAGCGGGGAGUGCUGCAAAGCCUGCAACCUGGGAGAGGGGGUGGUGCAGCCCUGCGGGGUCAACCAGACGGUCUGCGAGCCCUGCCUGGACAGUGUCACCUACUCGGACACGGUGAGCGCCACGGAGCCAUGCAAGCCCUGCACGCAGUGCGUGGGGUUGCAGAGCAUGUCUGCGCCCUGCGUGGAGUCAGACGAUGCCGUGUGCCGCUGUGCCUAUGGCUACUACCAGGACGAGUCGAGCGGGACCUGCAAGGAGUGCCGGGUGUGCGAGGUGGGCUUCGGCCUCAUGUUCCCCUGCCAGGACUCGCAGGACACGGUCUGUGAGGAGUGUCCUGAGGGCACCUUCUCCAGUGAAGCCAACUUUGUGGACCCGUGCCUGCCCUGCACCACCUGCGAGGAGAACGAGGUGCUGGUGAAGGAGUGCACGGCCAUCUCGGAUGCCGAAUGCAGAGACCUCCAUCCUCGCUGGACGACACACACACCUUCUCUUCUGGGCUCCGACAGCCCCGAGCCCAUCACCAGGGACCCCUUCAACACCGAAGUGAUGCCCAGCACCCUGGCAGACACUGUCACCACCAUCAUGGGCAGCUCGCAGCCCGUUGUGAGCCGUGGCACCACCGACAACCUCAUCCCCGUCUACUGCUCCAUCCUGGCAGCCGUGGUGGUGGGGCUGGUGGCCUACAUUGCUUUCAAAAGGUGGAACAACUGCAAGCAGAACAAGCAAGGUGCCAACAACCGCCCGGUGAACCAGACGCCUUCGCCGGAGGGGGAGAAGCUGCACAGCGACAGCGGCAUCUCGGUGGACAGCCAGAGCCUGCAUGACCAGCAGCCGCCCAGCCAGAGCACCCAGGGACCAGCGCCCAAGGGAGAUGGGAACCUUUAUGCCAACCUGCCACCCAGCAAGCAGGAGGAGGUGGAGAAGCUGCUGGGCAGCUCCGCAGAGGAGACGUGGCGGCAGCUGGCCGGGGAGCUGGGCUACAAAGAGGACCUCAUAGACUCCUUCACCCGGGAAGAAUCACCCGCCCGGGCUCUCCUGGCCGACUGGUCCUCCAAGGAGACGGCCACCCUCGCCGCCCUGCUCGCCGCCCUGCGCAAGAUCCAGCGCGGGGACAUCGCCGAGAGCUUGUACAGCGAGUCCACCGCCACCUCUCCCGUCUGAAGGGUGGCCCGGGGCGGCCCCGCGGGGUCCCCUUCCCCCUUCGCCCCCUCACCUCUCCCCUCCCUGGCACCGAAAGCCCAGGAGGGGAGGGUGGGAAGGAAGCAGGGGCUCCCCAAUUUACAGUCCUGUAUGCACUGAGCUCCUGUUUUCGGUAUCACCCCCUCCCAAUGCCACCUUCCCCCGGCAGCCCGUAAGCAGGUCGGGUGUGGGGCUCAGUCCUGCUCAACACCCAAAGCCCAUCUGCUGCCCUGUGAGGCUGGACAGACAGACUCAGGAAUGACCACCGUGCUCUCAGCCCUCUCCCCUCUCCCCUUCCAACAAGCUCCUUGGGGCUCCAGUUCUCCUCUUCCUCCUGCCCUUCCUCCUCUGCCCACCCUGCCAGUAUCUCCCGCGCCCCUCCAACACCUUGAAAUCCAGCUGCUUUCCCCAAACCGCAGGCAAAGGGCAGGGCUGGGAUGGGCACGGAGAGAACUGGAGCUGCCCUACCAGGAUUUGGGGAGGGAUCUGGUCCUAUGGCCGGGCUGCGCCACGGGGGGUGGGCUGGGGGAAAGGACUUGGCUUCCAGCAGCCCAACCUACACUGUGAAAUUUGGGGGGUGGGGGCACAGCCCCCACACACGCUCUGCAGGGCUGUCAACACUUAGCCUUGGUGAGGAGUGGCCGGGACCACCCCAACGUUGCAGACCAGGCGUCCGGGUGCCACCACCUCCCUGGUGCUGGAGCACCGUGAGGGGACACACUGAAGGUCCAAAGGGCUGAAAAAGUGCCUGCCUGUGGUGGGGACACGAUGAAAGGGCUCUGCUCGUCCUUCCCCUGGCACCAGCUCUGACAUCCCUCUGCUGCACCGACCCAGGAGCAAAGCCACCCUGCCGCGAUUGCACUGUCCCUUCUCACCUGCAGACCCAGCCGUGCUGGUGGUCCCAACCCCCUGCUUGUAAGGGCUCCGUCUCCUCCGUCUCCAUGAAGGGGGGCUCAGAAAUAUCCCUGCCCGCUCCCCUGCAGGCCCUUUGCCUCCGUCUGGGCGUGCAGCGGGUGCUGCCUACCCUUGGCGCACCAAGUGCUUCCCUGGGGCACCCUCGGGUGGCCCCAGCACCUCCCCUCUGCCGGGACCCCACCACAGCCCCGAGGAGGAGACAUCACUCACCACCUGCACAUCUCCAGAGCUAUAAGUGCAUUUUCUUGGCAUAUCAGCUCCCCACCCAGCACCCAGCUCACUCGUCGGUGAUGCUGGAGAGCAGCCGCCGGGUGGGCGAGCACCCCUUUCCCGCUGCAAGCCGCCACCAAGCAGCCAGCGCAGUCCUGGGGGAUGUCCCCAACACAGCUAUGGCUUUGACAUCUCGCUUGCCUGGAGCAUCACGGGCUCUUUGCAGAGGAAGGACUGCAAGGCAAGCAGGCGCACAGCGCCGGUGCCAGGUACAUCUGCACCUGCGGACUCCCCUUUCACCUCUGGAUUCAGCCAGAAACUCUUUCGUGAAAGCAGAAGGUGAUUUUCCUCCCCUCUUUAAGGAGAUAAGCAAGACUUGUAAAUAAUAUUGUGUCGUUUUACUAACUGCUCGAUGUUUCUACGUGUGACACGGGGUGGUGGUGCCCGCCCCAGCCCCUCUGCUCUUCCUCACAGCCUUUCUGCCUGCAGGGCGAGCUUUCGUUUUGCAGUCCAAGCCUUCGGUCCCACCUCAUUUCUGGCCUUAAAGACUCAACGGGGAGGCAGGGAAACACGCACACCACAAAAAUCGCUGCAGCAGGUCCAUGAGAAACUUGGGAGUGUGGAGGGGUUUGGCUGUUCUCUGUGGAGCUGCCGGGCAUCAGGAGAGAGAGCUCAGCAUUUUCCAAGGGAUAUUGGAGCCUGUGUCAAUAGGAUUCGAGCACCCAGGUCCUUCAAAAGCUUUUGGGAGUUUUGUCCCCUGUGCUUUGGAUGAUAAAGCAGCACAGGCUGAAUCUGGAUCUCCAGGAUGGGAUAUUUGAUGCUUCCUGCCCUCGUGCAAUGAAACAGCAAAGAUCCCUUCGGAUGAACGACUUCGGCCAUUGGCUGCCCAAGCCAAACCUUGAAACACUUGGCCUCGACAGGGUUGUAAGUCCCAUGUCUGAGUCCCAGCCCUCUCCCUUCACUAAAACCCAAGGAAACUGCCCCAGAUUUGCAACUCCACUUUUAGUGGGCGACUCUGGCUUGCGAGCCCCCGGCUGGGGCGCCGGCUCCUUGCUGACCAAGCCAUCCACAGGGAUGCUUUUGGAUGAAUUUAAAUGUUGGUUAUCGUCAGGUUGUUUCCAUCGAUCCCUUUUUUUUGGUGAAGCGACUCAAAUAUGAACUAAGGGUGACUGGAAUAAAGUGCCCAGAUCAAAAGCAAAACAAACUGCCCGAUUCAGUCUGACAAGCCAACUCGGCCAUACCUUGCCAGCUGGAAAUUGCUUUUCUUCAGGACAAUAUUGCCACGGUCUCAGGUUUCAAUUGCCAUAGUAAAGGGAUUUCCUCAGGGCUGAGGAAAUGGAGACAAACUCAGCAUCCAAAGAGAAGCCGGGGGAUGCCUCAAAUCCCUGGUUGCAGGAAAUAAAUAAAAAUAAAAGUAAAAAAAAAAAAAAAAAGGAGGGAAAACCAAGCCAAAGUUAGUGCUCGUUGGUAUGUUUUGUGUCUUUUUCUAAUGUUUCUGUUGUACAAGGAAUGUGUGUUUCUCCACUCACCCCUGUGUAAUACCAGUGCUGAUUUAUUAGGAAGUUUUACGGUGAAGAAAUAGCCGUCGUAGAAGGAGUUUGCGGCUGUAGAAGGGGGGGUU
Phalacrocorax carbo (great cormorant) is the source of this 4107-nucleotide messenger RNA. The record is from RefSeq and is a predicted model, not a curated record. NCBI's taxonomy places the organism in Eukaryota, Metazoa, Chordata, Aves, Suliformes, Phalacrocoracidae.